AUGGAGUCCUCCGUGGCGUCUCUGAUGGAACAUCUCGGCGGUGUGGAGACGCGGCGGCGGGUGACGAUGAUGCGCCGUAAAGAGGCGGAAACACGACUCGCCUUCGCCACAGAAGAGGGCGUGCGGCUCGAGCAGCAGCAGCAAUUAAACACCGCCGCCGUCGCGGAACUCAAGCGGGCACUCGAACAUCAUCUCGAGCAGCAGCGCAGCGCACAACUGCGGCGCACCACCGGCGCAGACGCCCUCCGGCACGGCGAGGCGACGGAAGUGUUGCUGCUCGAGCGGGCACGCGCGGCCGCAGCGCGGGGGGCGGCACUCGUCGCCGCGUGGGAAACAAACACACGCGAACUCGACGAACUGCAGCGAUCGUGGGAAGACGACGAGGCCGCCCUCCCACUCCACCGCCGAUCACGGCAACUCGCGGAGGAGGCGGCCGCUCUUCUUUCAAAACGAGAACAACUCGAGCGGGAAGUGCGGGAGGCGACGCAGCGGCGCACAGAAACAGUCAUUCCGCAGCCUCCACCCACCACUACGGAAGGAGGUGACGUUACGGUAAUACAACUCACAGCGCAGAUUGGGCUCAGUAAAUGUGAACUGACCGAAUUGCAGGCACAACACGCACGACAGAUGGCAGCACUUGAUCGAGAGGUGGCGGAUUUGAACAGUCGAUCUAUGGAACUCGCUCAGUGGCUUGCAGACACUGUGGGUUCACGUGAUCAAGUCCUGAUGAGCAUUCAAAUGCUGCAAUCCUGUCUAAGUAGUGGGGUGUGUGCAUCCUGUCGUCCAUCCUCUUAA
Messenger RNA from Trypanosoma theileri, 795 nucleotides. RefSeq lists its product as uncharacterized. The transcript has a single exon. The record is from RefSeq and is a predicted model, not a curated record. Lineage: Eukaryota; Euglenozoa; Kinetoplastea; Trypanosomatida; Trypanosomatidae. The coding region runs from base 1 to 795 and encodes 264 amino acids.